Molecule: messenger RNA, 1726 nt
Organism: Parasteatoda tepidariorum (common house spider)
Lineage: Eukaryota; Metazoa; Arthropoda; Arachnida; Araneae; Theridiidae
Product: cytochrome b5
Cellular component (GO): intracellular membrane-bounded organelle; membrane
Molecular function (GO): heme binding
Source: RefSeq, a predicted model, not a curated record
UCAUUCUGAGCUCCAACUCUAAACUUUCACAUCAGAUAAAAAAAUAAAUAAAUAUAAAAUUCCCCGUGUAUAUAAACUGAGAGAUUUGAAUAGCUUUAAUCUUGAUCGCUUUUUCAUAAAUCUGAUUAGGUUUGUUGAUAAACAGGGAGAGAAAAAAAAGAAGGAAUAAUCAUUCUGGCCUUGUCUGAUGUCCAUGAGCGGAAGUUUUGAUUAUGAAUAAUAUUAGAAGAUCUUCCUUUCCGUGAGGGAGUAAAUUCAUUCAAAGAAGGAAUAUAAUUAAGGAGGUUUAUCAAUACAUGUUUCUUCUCCCAUGCACUCAUAAUAUUCAUUGCAUCAUUUAUUCCUUGAUUUCGAUAUAAAGAAAUGAACAUUUAAAAGCCGUUGAUCAUGGAUACUUCUUCGAAAUACCCUUAAAAAGACUAUUUCAAGCAGAUAGAAUGCAUUGAAAAAUAUUCGAAUGUGUACGUGGGUGUGUGUUCGAUAUUAAGUGAGAGAAGGGGAGGAAUGAGUGAAAUGAAGAAAAGAUUGUCUCAUCCUUACACACUGAGUGAGGUGUCACGCCACUGCCACCCUGACGAUUGCUGGAUUAUAGUGGGCGAUCAUGUGUAUGACGUCACUUCUUUCUUAGAUCAACAUCCGGGUGGUAAAGAUGUGUUGAUAGAACAAGCUGGUAGAGAUGCAACACUCGCCUUCUUUGGUGCUGGACAUCACGAGGGCACUUUCCAGCUACUGGAACCCUUCUGCAUCGGCAUCUUGGUACAGCAUGAGAGAAUUCGCAGUAACGUAUCCCAAGAAGUUGUAGUGGCAGAUUGACCUCCAACUUUUUAUUUAUAUUCACAUUUCAUCAUUCUUUCUUCAUUGAAAAAAGUGCAUGUGUUCAAUUUCUUCGAAUUUUCUUCACGGACUAAAGCACGAACAUUCAAUUCCUCUCAUUUUCUUCAUUGAAAAUCCUACCUCAUUUUCUUCGCUGAAAAUAAGUGCAAGUGUUCAAUUCCUCAUCAUUUUGUUUUCAUUGAAAAAAGAUGCCUUGGAGACACUCUUAAACCACGUGACGAACAAAUUAGAGAGAUGGUGAAGUAAUUAAAGAGCUGCAUGGAUGAAGGUUCUAAUGGACCUAAUAGCAAAUUUGAGUCAAAAAGUCAUCGAUAAUAAUAAGAAAUAAAAAUCAUAGUUGGCCUCAAGCUGCUAUAUGGAGAAAUCUUAAAAUUACUCGCGCUUAUUUAAACUGUUCGCUUCGUACCAUUCUCACUCUGGGCAUUUUAAACUGCCGUAAAAAGGCAGGUUUAAUAAGAUUACUCAUUGACUGUUUGUUGCCGAAUGAAAUACUCUUCAAUUAUGAGAACAUGUGCUUUUUACUAACUUCCUCCUCUGAGAUGACAGAAAUUUAACUGCAUGAGAAAAUAUAUGAACGUUCAAUAGUUAAAUAAGAUCAUUCUCCGAGAAGUCUCAGUUUUUGUUCCUAAACGUCACAUAUCUAUUCGCAUAUCAUCCUUAUUUCUUCAUUGAAAAAAGUGAAUGUGUUCAAUUUCCUCUAAUUUUCUAAAGCACAAACAGCCUCUCAUUUUCUUCAUUAAAAUGUCGCCUCAUAUUCAAUUAUACAUUGAACCAUUCUUUGAUCAUUGAAGACACUUACACUGGACAUAACUGGACACGUGAAGUUUCAAUUUGACGAUAAACGUACUUCUUUAAAAUGUAAUUUUAUUUAAAUAAAAAUAUUUUAUCUGUA